UUAUGAACAGACUGGAUUUUUUUGCGCUUUUAAUCUUGGCUAUAAUCAGUCAUUCUAAAGCUGAUGGGCAUCCCUUCGACUUUUUCAACGAAACCCUAGAUGAUUUUGAAGAUUGUCUACAGAAAACUAAUGUUUCCAUUGAAGAAUACGAGAAGUUUGAGGAAUUCGGUAAUUUAAAAAACCUCCUCAACGAAGAUGUCGAAUUAAAGUACAAGUGCAAUGUUAAAUGUCAGCUGGAAAGGCAGCCGACUAAAUGGCUAAAUGAUCAGGGUAAAAUGGAUCUGAAACUGAUGAAUGCCACUGAUGAGGCAGAAGAAUCCAUUAUCAAGUGCAUGGCACAGGCUUCUGAAGAACCUUGUGCGUAUGCCUUCAAGCUGGUAAUUUGUGCCUAUGAAGCCGGUCAUCCCGUUAUUGAGUACGAAUAUUAUGAUUAUGAAGAAGUCGAAGAAGAAACCACCGAAGAAUACGAGGAACAAGUAACCGAAGAAGCCGAAGAACAACCAGCCCAAGUAACCGAAGAACAAACAGCUGAGGAAUCCGAAGAUAAAACAGCCCAACACUAAAUUCCUAACUUAAAGAUACAUAAAUACAUAUAUAAAUGAUGACUCUGUCGUCAUAGGUGGUCAGGGCAAUAAAUGUUAAUUAGUAAAAAAAAUAAUUAACAAGCUCGGUGCAUUCGCGGA
Molecule: messenger RNA, 683 nt
Organism: Drosophila ficusphila
Lineage: Eukaryota; Metazoa; Arthropoda; Insecta; Diptera; Drosophilidae
Product: general odorant-binding protein 57b-like
Exons: 2
Coding region: 3-563 (186 amino acids)
Molecular function (GO): odorant binding
Source: RefSeq, a predicted model, not a curated record